Messenger RNA from Poecilia latipinna (sailfin molly), 1247 nucleotides. It is a transcript of the gene nkx1-2b, whose product is annotated as NK1 transcription factor related 2-like,b. The transcript is spliced from 2 exons. The record is from RefSeq and is a predicted model, not a curated record. Gene Ontology annotation, biological process: regulation of transcription by RNA polymerase II; cell differentiation. Lineage: Eukaryota; Metazoa; Chordata; Actinopteri; Cyprinodontiformes; Poeciliidae. Gene Ontology annotation, molecular function: DNA-binding transcription factor activity, RNA polymerase II-specific; RNA polymerase II cis-regulatory region sequence-specific DNA binding. Bases 1 to 864 code for a protein of 287 amino acids. Gene Ontology annotation, cellular component: nucleus.
AUGAAUAUUCUCCAAAGUGUUAGCUACAUCUGUUUGUGGCUAAAGGAGAACUGUUUGACUGGCAUUACCACAGGUUCAAGCUUCCUGCACCUAAACUGUUGUUGUUGUGUUCAUCUUUCAGAGGACAGUUUUGUAUACCGAAGUCCAGAUGAAGAGGACUAUCACCGCUCUGGGACUCCAGACUCUGAGGGUCCAGAUGGGACCUACAGCAGCGAGGAGAGCAGCUCUGCUCUGCCUAGCAACGGAGACAGAGAGUUGGGCCAGCACGGCCACUCUGACCCCAGCAGAGACACAAAGAGCCCGGGUGGAGGGCCCCCGGCUCAGAUCAGCAGCGGUCAGAUCAACGCAGGGCAGGGCACCAAGCCCAAGAGGAAACGCUCCGGCUCGGACUCCAAGUCAGGGAAGCCCCGCAGGGCCCGGACUGCCUUCACCUACGAGCAGCUGGUAGCGCUGGAAAAUAAAUUCAAGUCCACACGCUACCUGUCGGUGUGCGAGCGCCUCAACUUGGCCCUGUCCCUGUCCCUCACCGAGACCCAGGUCAAGAUCUGGUUCCAGAACCGCCGGACAAAGUGGAAGAAGCAGAACCCUGGAGCCGAUACCUCGGCCCCCACGGCGGGGGGAGCCGGAGGAGCAGGGGGCGCAGGUGGGGGGACAGGGGGAGGCCUGGGCAGCCUGAGUCCUCUGAGCCCAUCUCCUCCGGUCAGCGGCCACCUGGCCAUGCACGCUGGCUACGCCGGACACCACCACCCCCCCACAGGGAGCCUGGUGCAGCUGCCUUUCCUCACCGCCAGCCAUGUCCUGUCUCCGUUCAUGCUGGGAACUCAGAGCUACGCUGCGCCUGCCUUCUACAGCACACACCUGUAAAGCCACACAGUGAACUGCAGAGCAGCAAACCUUUUUACUACCAGUACCUGAAGACUUUAAAUCAGUGGAUUAUUUUGAUAGAUUGUGAAUAUGAACCAGAACUUGUACAUAAAUCUAUGUUGUAGCUUCCUCUGAAUGCUAUCUGGACCUGCGUGAUAGACCAAGAAUUGAGUUCUUUCUUUCUGUUUAAUUUCACGUCUGUACAAAUACUGAAUGUUUAAGACGUAAGGAAUGGCUUUGAUCUAUCAUCAGUAUUGUGUAAUUCCAGCUGUGAUCGUUUUCAUUUCCCUUAUUUAUUGAAUUUGUUCCAGUUGCUAUGAAAUCCCUGGAUGUGCCAAAUCCUCAGCCCAACAUGAACUGUCCUUUGAUAUUAAAAAGAUGAA